AUGGUUAGCUUUACGUACUCGCUUUGCCACAAAAUCGUCUCAUUUAUCCGCACCUUUAAGACAAGUGUCUCCCUGCAAUUCGAGUCUGUGCUACACGUAGGCUCGGCAACGGUUUGUAACGUAAUUCAUGCUCCAGGUGAAGAUAUUCCUUGCGUCCUCCAGAUUAUCUAUGAUCAGACGCAGGCAGUCGCUAGAUUGGUCGCCAUGGUGACCUACAUCGGCGGUGGCAUCAAAAAUGGACAUGCAACGCCUAUACUAAAGGCGGCGAAGCUUUCUAGAUAUCGUGCUCAAAUAUUGCACACGAUUCCAUAUAUUUAUACUAUUUUUUUCUGA
Protopolystoma xenopodis is the source of this 333-nucleotide messenger RNA. NCBI's taxonomy places the organism in Eukaryota, Metazoa, Platyhelminthes, Monogenea, Polystomatidea, Polystomatidae. The record is from the annotation of a GenBank genome assembly.